This is a messenger RNA of Trypanosoma theileri, 2037 nucleotides long. Its product is annotated as calpain-like cysteine peptidase. The transcript has a single exon. NCBI's taxonomy places the organism in Eukaryota, Euglenozoa, Kinetoplastea, Trypanosomatida, Trypanosomatidae. Gene Ontology annotation, molecular function: calcium-dependent cysteine-type endopeptidase activity. The record is from RefSeq and is a predicted model, not a curated record. Gene Ontology annotation, biological process: proteolysis. The coding region runs from base 1 to 2037 and encodes 678 amino acids.
AUGUCAGCGAAGGUUGAUACAAAUUGUUUUGAUGAGUUUAAUGAGGCUAACGUUCAGCCGCUUCCUGAGGUCCAAAAAAAAUCAAAUGGACCUUGGCGUGGAUGUGGUCCUACCUAUGAAGGCGAGGUAACCCCUUGCUUUGAUGGAGGUCAUUUAUUUCGCGUUAUUAACCAGGAAGAAAAGAAGUGGGCUCUCUAUAAUGACACCACUACAUUUGAAAUGAAUGUUACCUUUACCUUUGGAAAGGAUUCUAAAUUAACUGCACUUGAUAACACCAAAAUUAAACCCAAUCAAGAUGGAGAGUUUGUGGCCACCACGGUGGUUUGUCCACUUGAAACAACCAUGUUUGUAUCUGGAACAUGGAAUGGCUAUAAGAGUCGUUUUGAAGGUAAACCUCUUUCAAGAGAAUACUUGGAAAAAGUUUCAUCAGCUAAUGUGGAAUCUGUUAAAAAGGCUAUAAAUGAAGUUUCACAAGUAUGUGCAUCUCAGGACCCAGAAGAAGUGUUGAAAGAGUGUAUUGCACGUAAUGUUCCUUUUGUUGAUCCUUCAUUUCCACCUACAGACAAAUCUCUGGAUGCUGGCAAAGGAGUUAUGAUAUCAUUACCAUGGCUUAGACCAUCAGAAUACCUUCCAAAAGAGCUUGUGGAUUAUGUGGCAUUAUUUCGAAAUCCUAUUACCCCAUCAUCAUUGGAACAAGGAGAAUUAAGUGAUUCUUGGGUAAUGAGUGCUACAUCUAUAUUGGCAGAGAAACCAGAUCAAGUUAAAAAUAUUUUUCGACACCCUACAGAUUCUAAACAGACCACCAAAGAAUCCUCUGUAGGAGCUUAUCGGGCCCUUAUUAACAGAGAUGGUAUGUGGAAAUCUUAUGUGGUGGAUGAUUUUUUACCUGUUGUUGCUGGUAAACCACGUUUUGCACGCAGUAGAACUGAUCCAUGUGAAUUAUGGGUUUCAAUAUUGGAAAAAGCCUACGCUAAACGUAAUGGAGGUUUUGUUAAUAUUGCUAGUGGUGAUCCCCUUCUUGCCCUUCGGGAUUUAACAGGGUGGCCAACUUCUCGUCUUGAUGCCGCAUUCUCUGAAGCAAAAAGUAAUCCUGACAAGAGUAAUGAAUUUUUUACACGUCUUCUUAUGUUAUGUAAUGCAGGGCAUACCAUUUUGUUUAGUACUUCUGGAGCAAAUGAUGAAAAGACGCGAAUGAACAUGUAUAAGGAAGCUGGUAUAACUAUUGGAUAUGCAUUACCUGUACUUAAUUUGCAGUAUGUAAACGGAUUUGGAUUAUUCCGAUUUCGUAAUCCAUGGAGUAAUGGAGUACAGUGGAAAGGUAACUGGAGUCCAUCAUCCCAUUUAUGGGAGGCAAACCCAGAUGUGGCUGCAGAGUGUACUAAUCGUGAUGGUUCUGAAGAUUCUCUAUGGAUGGAUUGGGCAGAUGUGAAGGAAUAUUUUGUUGGAUGUGGUGUACUUUUUAAUUAUCCUUCAUCUUUUGAUUAUCGAAUACCUGGAAGCUUUACUAGAGUAGUGCCUAAUGUGUGUCUAGAGAUAUCUGUAACCUCUCCAGUGGUACUCGCCUUGAUUCUCUCUCAACCCGAUCAUCGAGGCACAGAUAAGGAGUCAAAAGAAUAUGAUCCCAUUUUAUUAAAUCUGGCCUGCAGUGAAGAUGGUGGUCAUCAAUUUAAUGUUGUGGCCAACACCUCUGCAGAUGCAGAAGUUCCAAGUAGCGAUUAUGUCUUUUUACAUGGUCGUGAUGUAAGCAUGAUUUAUGAAUUUACGCCAGAGCAAUCUCCUUAUUUGGUGGUCCCUCGACGUAUGAACGUUGCGGAGAGUGGAGGGGUGACCUUACCGUUUACAUUGGGUGUACUUUCACCCGUGGCCGUAACCGAAGGUGGACCUGUGAGGGUUUCGUUUAAGUCUCUACCAGAAGAUACGGAUGUUUUUGAAAAUUAUCCUCAAUUCGCAGUUAAAUCGGAACCUGUAGAGGUAACGUACCAAACCAAAGAUAACAAUUCACAUUUGGACUACAAGACAGCAGUUGAAAUCUUGUAG